UAGAAUAUCGUUUGUGAACCAGAAAGCCUGGUGGGAACUGAGCCAUCUCGUGUGCAGCCAUUGUUUACCAGGUUGAUUACGUUGUAUGUGAUCUAAGUUUGAGAUCGUCAGUGUCAAACCAUGGCCGGGAAACCUCUGCUUGUCAGUGACGACUACCAUUCAUCGUUUGAACCCGAGACAUAUUUGAGCGCCUACUACAGUGACCCCUCCCCUAACCCAGUAGUGGGCGACAUGAUGAUCUUCGGCCUGACCCAGUUUCAAGAGGCAUUUGCGUCGGGACACAUCAAAGGGAGACUGCUAGAUUUUGGUACGGGACCCACGAUACACACAAUCAUCAGCGCGUCGCUACAUUGUGAAAGUAUCCUGCUGGCGGAGUUCUUACCGCAAAACAGAAACAUCCUGAAACAAUGGCAGAGUGGAGAACUGAAACAUAGUUUUGCCAAAUAUCUGGAUUAUGUUCUCAAGCUGGAAGGGAAAGGGGACUCUGUGGCCGAUAGAGAAGCUCACAUGAGGGGGAAAGUGUCUGGCAUAAUACCGUGUGACAUCCGAAAAGAGAACAUCUUUGCCCCAUGCUUCAUCUCCUCUGUUGAUGUCAUCACAUCCUCCCUGUGCUUGGAAUCAGUGGCUCUGAGUAUUGCAGACUACGAAUGUCAAGCAGCACGACUUGCUUCUGUCCUGAGACCUGGGGGACACCUUGUUCUCUUCGGCUGUGUUGGGGGAUCUUUCUAUACAGUUGGUAGCAACCGCUUCUCUAGCUUCGGUAUGACCAGCUCAGAGCUACAGGCAGCCUGGACAAAAGCUGGUAUGGAGAUCAUAACCUGGAAGGAAGGUCGUCGUCCAAAUCCAGAACAGAAGGAGGUGUCUGAUAUUGAUGGAUUCUUCACUUUGGUUGCAAGGAAGGAGUAAUCGUAAAAACAGAAGUUAUUAGAUUACCAGAUGAUAGUUAUGAAGACGUCCAUUUUAACCAGAAAAUGUACGAUAUACUAUUUUGUCUUCAUUAAGAAAGAGUUUAAAAACAAAGUACCAUCCGUCUAUUUCAACAUAACGUGUACACUGUUCUGACAGUUUUCAACAGGAUUUUCUUGUGUCCAUUGUCAAUCAUGUUUUGUAUCAUACUGAGACACUGUCAGUGCCGGAUUGUUCAAGGUAAUAAAUUUGGACUCAAAUACAAUGAGUCAGUUUUCAGAAUUUUUUGAUAGAACCAGAUGACCGAGCCUAUCCCCAUUUUCAAAUAAAAUGUUAAUAGGUGUAAGAGCA
This is a messenger RNA of Haliotis rubra (blacklip abalone), 1257 nucleotides long. RefSeq names its product indolethylamine N-methyltransferase-like. Bases 121 to 906 code for a protein of 261 amino acids. Gene Ontology annotation, molecular function: N-methyltransferase activity. Gene Ontology annotation, cellular component: cytosol. The record is from RefSeq and is a predicted model, not a curated record. The transcript is spliced from 4 exons. Lineage: Eukaryota; Metazoa; Mollusca; Gastropoda; Lepetellida; Haliotidae.